Molecule: messenger RNA, 4137 nt
Organism: Nymphalis io (European peacock)
Lineage: Eukaryota; Metazoa; Arthropoda; Insecta; Lepidoptera; Nymphalidae
Gene: SPoCk
Product: calcium-transporting ATPase type 2C member 1
Exons: 19
Coding region: 249-3221 (990 amino acids)
Biological process (GO): intracellular calcium ion homeostasis; calcium ion transmembrane transport; manganese ion transport
Cellular component (GO): endoplasmic reticulum; Golgi membrane; plasma membrane
Molecular function (GO): P-type calcium transporter activity; ATP binding; ATP hydrolysis activity
Source: RefSeq, a predicted model, not a curated record
UUUGCAUGCCUCGAUAAAGAAUAACACGUUUGUCAUGAUUCCCGCUUUAACGUAGAUGUAAAUAUACUAUUUAAUCAAUUCAAGCUAGUUAGCAGUUUUAGACUAGCUUGCUUAUUCAACAAAAAUAAUUUUAUGACAAUUCGUGUCGCACAAAAGCCGUGACACAUUGACGUGGUUAGACUAUUACAGAAAAUGGUGUUAAAUAAUUGAAUGUCAGUUUCGUGCUAAAGAAAACGUAUACCUAAUGCAUGCAGAUGUUUCGUCGUAAUAAAAAUGAUGGAACUGAAUACACAAAACUUCAAUUAUGGGAUACAGAUACAAGGAGUACAAAACAUUCGAAUACGGAAGAAAGCGGGCGGCGCUGCGCGGGGGACGUGAGCGCGGGCGCCGGCGAUAUGUGGAUCAGUGCCGUCGAAAGUUCUAUCCUAAGCUGGGAGGCGGUGGCUGAGCGUUUGCAAGUGGACGUACGGCGUGGCUUAUCAUGGCGGGAGGCGAACGAUCGUAUGAAUUUCGUUGGCCCGAACGAGUUCCAACUGAAGGAGCAGGAACCGCUGUGGAAGAAGUACGUCGAGCAAUUUCAGAACCCGCUCAUUCUGUUAUUGCUUGGUUCCGCAGUCGUGAGUAUAUGUAUGCGACAGUUUGACGAUGCAAUAUCAAUAACUGUGGCCAUCAUGAUCGUGGUGACCGUCGCCUUUGUACAGGAGUAUCGAUCCGAGAAGUCGCUUGAGGAGCUCAACAAACUGGUACCGCCGUCAUGCAACUGUCUCCGAGAAGGCAGCGUGGAACAUUUCCUCGCUCGGAACCUCGUUCCCGGUGACAUUAUACAUCUGAACGUAGGCGACAGGGUGCCCGCAGAUUUGAGACUCUACGAGUCUACUGAUCUGGCGAUAGAUGAGUCCUCCUUCACUGGGGAGACAGAACCGGCUAUUAAGAGUGUAUUGCCGAACAAAGCGACCGCGGGUCGAGUUAAUAAGGAUAAUGUCGCGUUUAUGGGUACUCUAGUCAGAUGUGGAAAUGCUAAGGGUAUAGUAGUGAGCACCGGUGAGCGUUCUGAAUUCGGUGACAUGUUCCGAAUGAUGCAAGCCGAAGAAUCACCUAAGACACCUCUACAGCGAUCCAUGGAUACCCUCGGGACUCAACUAUCUUUAUACUCUUUCUGCAUCAUCGGUUUCAUAAUGGUAGCUGGCUGGCUGCAAGGGAAGGCUAUUCAGGAGAUGUUCACUAUCGGCGUGAGUCUGGCUGUGGCUGCUAUACCAGAAGGAUUACCAAUCGUUGUGACCGUCACAUUGGCGUUGGGAGUGAUGCGUAUGGCGAAGAGAAAUGCCAUAGUGAAGAAGCUACCUACCGUUGAGACGCUCGGCUGUGUCAACGUUAUAUGCAGCGAUAAAACCGGCACAUUAACAAAGAACGAAAUGACGGUCACGACGUUAUCGACGUCGGGCGGGCAUAUCGCGGAGGUGACGGGGACGGGGUAUAACACACGAGGCGAGAUACAGCUCAGAGCUUAUAAGGGCAGGGACCUCGACGUGGCCAGGAUGGGGGUCACCAGCAUGCUUGAGGUGGGUGUGUUAUGCAACAACGCGAUUAUCCGUGACGACGUAUUGUACGGCCAGCCUACAGAGGGCGCUCUACUCGCUUGCGCCAUGAAGAACAACAUGCACGAUUUCAGAGAACAGUACAAUAGGAUCAAUGAGAUUCCUUUCAGUUCAGAGACGAAGAUGAUGGUAGUAAAAUGCGCACCGAAGUACCAAGACAGAAGGUUAAACGAGGAACUAUUCGUAAAAGGGGCUAUAGAGAAGUUACUGCCGCUCUGUACCACCUACAUCGACAGUGCGGGCAACUGCGUACCUAUCACGAAAGAGAAGCAGGCUGACUUCCUGAACGAGGCCUACAACAUCGGAAGGAUGGGGCUGCGCAUAAUCGCGCUGUGCCGCGGCCGCAGCCUGGACGCGCUGACGUACACGGGCGUGUGCGGCGUGUGCGACCCCCCGCGGGAGUCGGCGCGCGACGCCAUCGCCGCGCUGCGCCGCGCGCAGGUGCAGGUCAAGAUGGUGACCGGCGACGCGCGCCCCACCGCGCUCGCCGUCGGUGAGUGGCGCGACACUGGCUCAGGUCGUUCGGUAGGGUGGACCACGCAGGUGCAGGUGCAGGUCAAGAUGGUGACCGGCGACGCGCGCCCCACCGCGCUCGCCGUCGCUCAAAUGGUUGGUCUCGACGUGUUACAUUCAACAUCUCUCUCGGGAGAGCAGUUCGACAGCAUGUCGGACGACGAACUAGACGCCGUCAUUGAUUCGGUAACAGUAUUCUACAGGGUAACGCCAAAACAUAAACUUGCGAUUGUCAAGUCGCUUCAAAGACUUGGCAAUAUUGUUGGAAUGACAGGUGAUGGUGUUAACGAUGGUGUGGCGUUAAAGAGAGCGGAUAUCGGCAUCGCUAUGGGUCGGAACGGUACGGAUGUGUGCAAGGAAGCCGCUGACAUGAUCCUCGUGGAUGAUGACUUCGCUACCAUCAUAUCCGCCAUCGAGGAGGGCAAGUGCAUCUUCUACAACAUCCGCAACUUCGUCUGCUUCCAACUGUCGACGUCCAUCGCCGCGCUGUCGCUGGUAGCGCUGGCCACGCUGCUGGGCGUGCCCAACCCGCUCAACGCGAUGCAGAUACUGUGGAUCAACAUUAUCAUGGACGGCCCGCCGGCGCAGUCGCUGGGCGUGGAGCCCGUGGACCGCUCGGUGCUGCGGCGCCGCCCGCGCGACCCGGCGCGCCGCAUCAUCUCUCGCGCGCUGCUGCUGUCCGUGCUGCUCGCCGCCGCCGUCAUCAUCGCCGGCACGCUCUGGGUCUUCAACCGGGAGAUGUCUGACAACAAGAUAACGCCCCGUGACACGACGAUGACCUUCACCUGUUUCGUCCUGUUCGACAUGUUCAACGCGCUGUCGUGUCGCUCGCAAACGAAGUCGAUCUUUCAAAUCGGUUUCUUUUCCAACAAAAUGUUCUUGAUAGCGGUGACUCUAAGUCUAGUGGGACAGAUGAUGGUCAUCUACUUCCCGCCAUUACAGAGGGUGUUCCAAACUGAAGCGCUCACCGGUCACGAUCUCAUAUUUCUAGUCAGCUUAACAUCGAGCGUUUUUAUCGUAAGCGAAGUCAAGAAACUAAUCGAGCGAACAUUGAAGAAGCGAUCAUUCGGAAAGUUCUCGACGAAGCCACACGACGCCUUGGAUUUCGUAUGACACGAGUCCGAGAGGAAGACGCAGUAGGCGCCAGCGGCGGCCUGUGUCACUGCGGCGGGACACUGGGCGGGCCGGCCCGGGACCCUCUGCCGGGUGACACGAGUGUAGCGGACGUCCGACACUGUGAAGUGGACACCAUUGCGAGUGCGAACGAAGUGAAAGUGUGUUUCUGUGACAAAAUGAGACGCGGUAUAUCCGAAGUGAGCUCGUCGAGCGCGGCCUUCGCGAUAUACGAUGGCAAAAUCGAUAUUCCCUUAUAAUUUAGACCGGCACGUGUCGCAGUAUUCUUGUUUUAAUAGCAAAUUUUUUUUUAUAUACUUUUGUUGUGAAUAGUCUAAGCGGAAUCUUGAAAUGUAACUUUAUUUUUAUUGGUUACGCUUAGGAGUAACCUUGUUAAGUAAAUAUGGCGUUAGCUUUUAGAUUACAAUUUUGUGGGUUAUUAUUUAUUUUGAUUGUGUUUUUUUUAAUUUUAGAUCUAAACUAGAUAAGGUAACGAGACCAGUUCGUAAGAAAUAAAAAAAAAUGCUUCUAAUUUCAAAAUAAUAUCAACUUUUUUUUAAAGAUUCAGUUGUAUUGUGUCAGUUAAAUAAUUAGUACAGAUCUUGAAAAAUAGUGUAAUUAUAUAUUUUUUCUAUAACUUUUACAAAAUUACUUUUUUAUUUUUUGUUUUUUUUUUUUUUUAUAAAGUACAAGAAUUAUUAAUUUCUUUUAUUUUUUCUAUUCCAACCAUAGACACUUUUUAAUAGCAUUUAAAUAUUUAUUGUAUAUAACUCGUGUGUAUUUUUAUCUUAUUGGUUUUAGAAAUAUGGGGGCUUAGGUUUUAUAGAAAGUAGAUGUUAAAAGGAAUUGUUACUUGAUCCAAUUUCAUUCUACACUUGCGAUAUUUCGAUUAAAAUAAAUAUAAAAUUAUAUUAUU